Molecule: messenger RNA, 1741 nt
Organism: Colletotrichum phormii
Lineage: Eukaryota; Fungi; Ascomycota; Sordariomycetes; Glomerellales; Glomerellaceae
Exons: 2
Coding region: 326-1564 (412 amino acids)
Molecular function (GO): gamma-glutamylcyclotransferase activity
Source: RefSeq, a predicted model, not a curated record
GUCCAAACGUCAGAGACAUUGGACACAAAAAGUCUCCCGCUCCCACCACCCCGUCCCACUAGCAUCCCGAAGCUCACCAGUUUCAGCAUUUCCCUUCCCGCUUCACACAACAUCCCAUCUUCAUCACUCCUUGGAACUUCUGGCAUCAUCCCAGCUUUUUCGGUCUCGCUACCCAUCUUCUUAUCUUAAGCUUGAGCUCGAGCUCGUCCCCUUACAAGAACGCCUGAUCCACACCAGCUCAGCGUACAAAACGACCGAUUGAGCUUCGUCUUCGACAACCUCAUCUCCCUCGACCCGUCGCUACGACGUAAAAGCACGGGAAAAGAUGACAACCUCCCUCCCCCAAGAACCAAUCUGCCUCCUCCGCCGUCUGAAAGACCUCGCCACCCUCUCGACCCCAUCGACCCCCUCGAGGAAAUCAUACCCUUCCAUCAAGAGCAUUCCGCGCACAUCCCCCUCCCGCCUCGCAGCAGCAGCAACCGACGAUACAUCAUCUGCCGCCGCAGCAGAACAGCAAUCCGUCCUCUACCUAGCCUACGGCUCCAACCUAAGCGCAGAAACAUUCCUCGGCGCCCGCGGCAUCCGCCCGCUCUCCCAAGUAAACGUCUCCGCGCCCGGUCUAUCCCUCGUCUUCGACCUCCCCGGCCUACCCUACACGGAACCCUGCUUCGCCAACUCGGCGCCCCGAAAGAUUCCCAAAUUUCCGGACCCGAGCGAUCCACCAAAGUUUCCGCCUGUGCCGCCCCUACCGCCUCCGGCCGAGUCGAAGCAGACAAACAAGGGUACGAGCACGAUACCGACAACACCAGACCUGGGCUGGGACAAAGGCCUCUUCGGCGUAGUCUACGAAGUAACACCCCAAGACUACGCCACAAUCGUAGCAACAGAAGGAGGCGGCUCCUCUUACAAGGACAUCCUCACCCCCUGCAUCCCGCUCCCGCCCCGCGUCUCCGUCCCCGAAAAGCCGCCCGUCGAUAUCCCGCGCCCGUUCUUCGCGCACACGCUCUUCUCCCCGUCCAUCCCGGAUGCUGAGCCAGAGGAACCUGACACCGCCUCAUCUUACACCUACAAUAACAACACCGCCGACGACGACGACACACCAACACCCCCAACAGACCCCCGCAAGAAAUGGUACUACCGCUUCCUCCGCCCAACCCGCCGCCCCGACCCAGCCUACGCACAACCUUCCCCCCGCUACCUGACACUCAUCACCUCCGGCGCGGCAGAACACGAGCUCCCGGACGACUACCAGCGCUGGCUGAACUCCCUCGUGCCCUACACACCCACCUCGUGUCGGCAGAAACUCGCGCAGUGGCUGCUGAAGGCGCUCUUCCUCCCCGUUUUGUUGGUGUUUUUUGCGCUGAACAAGAAGGUGGCGAAUAAGGAGGGGAAAGUACCUGUUUGGUUGGGUGUUACGUUGGGGCCUGUUUUUGGGGAUGGGGAGAGGACGCAGGAGGAGGAUGGUGAUGACGGAGAGAAGAGGUGGGCUAGGGGGAGGUCGUGGAGGGGACAGGGUGCUGGUAUCGAUGAGGAGAAGUUGGGAUUACUUGAGAAUAUGGACUGAGGAUAUUAAAGGGAUACACAGAGAAUCUUGGCACAGCGUCGUGUACCCAGUCAGACAACGAGGAGGAUGUCCUAUGGCGAUGUACCUACUUGGACAUUGGGGGAAAAAGAGUUCACCACCGGUGUGGCUACAUCUCUCGGCGCUCAUGCUGGGAAUCGAACUCGAACUCGUAGCCUG